GGAAGUCUCGGGGGGGGGGGGGAAGGAGGCGGGGAAGGGGAAGACUAUAAAUUGAUUGGUUGCCAUUGUACAGGAAUAAUGGUAGAAUUAAACAAGUUGGAAUGGUGUAAUGUCGGGACUGCUCGGCAAACACUCCCGAAGGGAAAGGGUAAGGAAAGAGGAGUAAAGAAGGAAGAAAGUAGGUAGGUAGGUGGGUAGGGAGGAAAGAAGGGAGGGAGAAGAAAGGAUAGGAGGAGGAGAAGAAGGAGAAGAUAGAGGGUUAGAAAGGAUGGUAGUGAGAAGUGGGAAAGAGGAGGGGAAGUAGGAAAGUGAGGAGAAGGUGGUGGGGGAAGUUUAAGAAGGAUGAGAAGGGAAGAAAGGAUUAAAGGGGGGAGUGGCAGUCGAGCAGCCCUGACUGAGUAUAAUUUGAGUAUAGGACUGAUUGUUGGAUAAGUGAUUGUAUUGUACACUGGUCAAAUUGUGGGAAUUAUUAUGGAAAAAUAAAAAAAUUUUGCAAAAAAAAAAAUGUAUGGAGUGUGGAAAAAGCUUUAGUAGGAAAUACGCUUUGAUUCACCAUAAAACUAUCCAUACAGAGGAGAAGCCAUAUCAAUGCAUGGACUGUGGAAAGACCUUCUGUUAUUAUAACUCUCUUACAAGACAUCAAAAGAAUCACAAAGGAGAAAGACCUUAUAAAUGCAUGGAGUGUGGAAAGAGCUUUAGUUGCAGCAGACAUCUUGAUUCCCACAAGAAGAUCCACUCAGGAGAAAAGCCAUAUAAAUGUGCUGAAUGUGGAAAAGGCUUUAGGUGGAAUUCUGCUCUUACCACCCAUAAGAGGAUCCACACAGGAGAAAAACCGUAUCAAUGCCUGGAGUGUGGAAAGACCUUUGCUAGUAGCAGUAGUCUUAAUUCCCACAAAAGGAUCCACACAGGCAACAGGCCAUAUAAAUUUGUGCACUGUGGAGAAGGCUUUAGAAGGAAUUGUGAUCUCACUUCGCAUGAAAGGAUCCAUAUGGGAGAAAAAAACACAUAAUUGCAUGAAGUGUGGGAGAGCUUUGCAAGGAGUAACGCUCUCACUUGCCGUAGAAGGAUCAACACACGAAAGAAACCAUAUCAAUAAAGGAAAUUUCAGAAGAGCAUCAACAGAAAUACAAGUAGUCCUCAGUUUAUGACUGCAAUUCAUCCCAAAAUUUCUGUUGCUAAGCAAAAUAGUUGUUAAGUGACUUUUGCCCCAUUUUACUUCUUUCCUUGUCGCAUUUGUUAAGUGAAUCCUGUACCCUAAUCCUAAGUAUCUUUUAGGUUUAAAAAAAUCCCACAACAUUAUUAGAGGUUAUCUGAUACCUCUUGCCUCAAUAUUUCUGUUCUGAUAUUGGCCCAAGAAUCUUGACCGAGUAUCUUUUUUGGCUGUUCUACUUUUUCCACCCCUGCUUGUCUGAGGAAGGCUUCAGUGAGAAGUCUGAUUGUUGCACCCAGGAUGUUAGUUGUUGCUUACAAAGUCUUGCAGUCUGUGAGGACCAAAUUCCUU
Messenger RNA from Ahaetulla prasina, 1501 nucleotides. RefSeq names its product zinc finger protein 154-like. The coding region runs from base 509 to 1009 and encodes 166 amino acids. Gene Ontology annotation, molecular function: RNA polymerase II cis-regulatory region sequence-specific DNA binding; DNA-binding transcription factor activity, RNA polymerase II-specific. Lineage: Eukaryota; Metazoa; Chordata; Lepidosauria; Squamata; Colubridae. Gene Ontology annotation, biological process: regulation of transcription by RNA polymerase II. The record is from RefSeq and is a predicted model, not a curated record. The transcript has a single exon.